Messenger RNA from Oenanthe melanoleuca, 4376 nucleotides. RefSeq names its product transmembrane protein 26 (gene TMEM26). The coding region runs from base 120 to 1211 and encodes 363 amino acids. The record is from RefSeq and is a predicted model, not a curated record. NCBI's taxonomy places the organism in Eukaryota, Metazoa, Chordata, Aves, Passeriformes, Muscicapidae. The transcript is spliced from 6 exons.
UGGAGAUGGAAGAGGAGAGGAGAUCGGCGUGCCGGCGAGGCGCACGCUUGCCGGUGGCUCCCGGGGUGAUUUGCCAGGGCUCCUGAAAGGCACGGGGCGAGCAGAGAGGGUGCUGCAGCAUGGAGCUGAUGGUGCUGCUCAAUGCCCUGGUCACUCGCCUGCUCUUCGUGCUGCACUCACUCAUCGGGGUUUGGAGAGUCACUGCCGUGAAGAAGGAACCCAAGUACUGGCUGCUGGCACUGCUCAAUCUUCUCCUCUGCCUGGAGACAGGGCUCACCCUCAAGUUUAAGCAAGGCAGAGGCUACAAAUGGUUUUCACCAGCAAUAUUUUUAUAUCUGAUUUGCAUAGUACCAUCACUAUGGCUACUAGAAAUUCAUCAUGGGACUCAGUACUGUGGCAAUGAGCCUGGGGCAGUUCAGGUGAAUAUCAGCAAUCAAGACUUCAAUCAAUCCAGAGAGAGCAGUCAUGGAAAUGAGGGAACAGAUCACCACAUCAUUCAAACGGCUAAAGUCUUUGUCAAUCAGCUGUCCACAAUCUGUGAGACUGUAUGGACACUGGCCCUCCACCAGACUUUUCUGCUGCUACUAGUAGUUGGGAGAUGGCUUCUCCCCAUUGGAGUUGAAAUCACCCGGGAUCAGUUGUCUCAGCUGCUUCUCAUGUUCGUGGGAACAGCAGCAGAUAUACUUGAAUUUGCUAGUGAAACCUUGGACAUUGAGGAUGUUCGGAAGAAUUACGUUCUCAUAAAUGCAAUUCUUGCUGUAUGGACCUGGAGUAUGUUACAAUUUCCACUUGAUCUUGCAGUACAGCACAUUGGCUGCAAACCAAGCGCGUCGGCCAGGCGGAUCCCCAGCCUGCUGCUGUGCAGGUACAGUGCGGAGCUCUGGAACAUUGGGGUCAGCCUUUUCAUACAGGAUGGCCCCUUCUUCAUUGUGCGUUCAAUUCUGAUGGGCCACUUCAGAAUAUUCAAUCAGAUGCUGGUAUUUUUUACAGCUAAGAAUAUCUUAGUUGUGACUCUACAGUUGUAUCGGCUGGCAGUGAUAACGUUAGACUUCCGUGCUACUGUUCUGCAGAAGAGCAGGAAAGGAGAAGUCUGUUGCUGCCCAUGUGAGCCUUAUGAAGCUCAUGCUACUGGUCACCAAGAGAAUGAAAUGAAAGAGUUUCUUGCUUUUCCUCCAAAAGAGGAAUCCCAAGCUCCAUCAGAAGAUCACUGAGCAGUUAUUGACUUGGAAGAGCUUGCAUUUCCCACAGCUUCUUCAGAAGGGCUUUGCCGGUUUCUAUGAUCAAAUAGAUCUUGAGUGCAUAAGUCAUCUUUUCCAUCAAGAGAGCUUCUUCUAAAUUGUAGGGGAACUUUCUCAGGCAAAAUCAUAGAAAUGGGACUUUUAAAAAAUCCCUUUUUUGGUGGGUUUUGACUAGUUCCAUAUUAUAUUAUUCACAGGGAUUUUGUAGCCAUAGUUUGUACUAUCAAGAAAGGUUGGAAGCACUAAGAAGAUUGGUUAUUACCAUUGGUGGCACUGUGCUGACCUAUGUACUUGCAUGUAUUCAAGUAGAAGGACAAGGCUGUCCUUUAUAGGAAGCACAAAAGCAUUGAGCUCUACUAGAAUGGCAGGGCUGUAACUACAGUGUGAUGAACAAUAUGUUCGCCAUGUACAGGAGGAACUUCAGCAGCAACAGCUGUGCAGGCAUGUUAGUGCUGUUACUGUGACAGGUUACACAAGAACAUUGUUCAUUCCAGAAAUUUAAGGAAACCUUCUUCAGAUGUUACCUCAUCUUUGGCUGGAUUCAGUUAAGAGCUAAGCAACACUAUGAAACUGCAUACAAGAGAUUCUUAUGACCUGCCUGGUUUGAAUAACCUAAACCUUAACUAAAAGAAAAAAAAAAGCAGUCCCUUGGAUCACUAGAAGACAACUGCUACAGGAAUUUUCUACAGAGUUGCUUGCCUUUCUGUACACGCACAGAACAUAUAUGGACAAAACCUCACCAAAAUAUUUGUAAAUACUUUUUUCCUCUUGAUUUUACAGUUCUGUUACUACAGUUAAGACAGGUUUUUUUAAUGUCUCCAUUUUGUAUGAUUUUUAAAAGUGGCCUGACCUAGACACAGAAUCUCUCUAGAAAGAAGAUGGCAUUGCUGCUCAAAGCAAUCUAAGCCAAAACAUUCAGGCAUGCACUUCACAUUUUGUGAAGCACUACAAGGUCCCAUGAAAUAACCUGAGAAAUUGGUCUGAGUGAGUGAGUGUCAAGAUGCAUUUUUAAGAAAUGGCUUAAAAUAAAUACUUUACUACUUUCACAUUUGGAGUGAACAACAUAGGUCCCAAUUUCUCCCAAGAGCACACCUGAGAUCAGUGUAAGAUCAUUGAGUUUGCUGGACUUGGCUUAGAGAAGCUGAAAGUAAGAUAAGUGAUUUUUGAAAGUCUGCCUAAAACUUAGAUUCUCACAGAAAAUGGCAGGUACUCUUACAGAUUUCUGCACCCAUUCUGAAAGAGAGCAGAAAAGCAUACAGUGACCUAAUUAAGGUAAUUUCACAUAUUAGAAACACCAAAUUAAACCUUAUUUUCUAAAGCCUCAGCUAUUGAACUGAAGUUUCUACCAUCAUUGCAGCAGUCAUAUACUUAUUUAUCCACAGCCUCAAAAGCAAUGACACAUUUAUUCUUUGAAAGAUUAAUCUGUUUUACAAAGAUGUGAACAUGUGUUUAUACUUGUGAGUUCUUCCUGAUCUAUGCAAGAUAAGACUCUUACAUUAUGAAAGAAGAAAAUACACAGCCAUAAGGAAAUAUCAUAUGCUUCAUAGCCCUGUCUACCAUUUAUAAAGUAGUAAUAAUGUACAACACCUCCUUCUCUGCUUAUUUUCAACCUUUUUCCAGCAAAAAGCAGCAGUUUUUAAAAGCCAAUCACAACAUGCCCUGGUGUUGGGAGGCAAACACUUCAUUUUGGAUUUUAAUUCAAGUCUAGAGGUUAAAAGUGACAAUUCUGAUGAUGAGCUAUGCUGUCUAAAACCUUUCACACUGGGAUGAAUUUAGAAUCGCUUGGUAGAACCACAACAUAGCUCUUCCUUGAGGAUGCAAACCAUAACUACUCGUAUUCAUUUUACCACUUGCUGAUACAGUAAUUAUCUGUUAAAAUGAUCACUGCUAAUUAAUUUGGAGUGUACUGAGCUUGCUAGAACAUCAUUCUAAAUUCAUCAGCACGAAAAUUGCAAGGAUGUACUUUUUUAAAACUCGCUAUUUAAAAUCUUUGUUCAGCAACAAAUUGCCUGCUAGACUCAGUCUGCAGCAAAUCAAGAUCCCCUGGGGUCAGCAGUACAGGGACUGGUUAUGGCAGCAAUAUUUCACAGCAAGCUCUAUUUCCUGGUCUUCAGGCUAUUCAAUUUUAAACAGCAGUAAAGUUUCUAAUCACAUUUAUGGUGACAGGAACUCACUCCAGUGUUAGGUGGUUACUACAAGAUCCCAUCCUCAUUCACUCAGACAAAAUAUGCCAGAUCCUCUUCAUGGUUACAAUAAAGUAGAUUUGGACUUCCCUUUUCCUCCCCAUUAUUGCAGUGAUGGCAAUCAGACUGCUUAGAACCAAAGAAAAUCCAGACUAACAAAGUAGUAGUAUGAAUUCCCACUUGGGUUCAGAGGGGAAUCACAUGUACCAGGUAGCAGCAGGAGUGACGUGCAUCUCCCACCACUGAGUAGCCUGGCAACUAAAAAUUCUGGUAACUUGUAUGUUUUGAGCAGAGCAGUAAACCCCAGCUGCAAACUCUCCUCAGUUUCCUGCUGCAAAUGUUUGGAGCAGGACUGCAGCUUUGUGUUUUGCAGCAGGUUGCUGGAGGCAGCUGAAGCAGAAGCUGGCUGCAGGGAGCCCUGGUUCCAUCCAUGCCACAGCCUUCCAGAGCUCAGCACUAGGCAGGGGGUAGAAUGGACCCACUUGAAGAUCUGCCAGCAUCUGUGGCAUACCCAAAGAUGUCACACUUGCUCUGUAGGAAAAGUUCAGAACAUUUAUCUUAACCAAUAUUUACUCAAGUGAGGAGAACACAUUACUAAAUUUUUUCUGCAAAUAGAUAUCUGAACAUUUGGUGUUGUUUAUUCUGGUUGUUCCUGCCUUGUCUUUCUAAAUUAUUCCAUAUUAAACCUCACUAAAAUGUUUUACCACUCGUCUUUUUCUGAGCUGAAAUGUAUUCCUUCUUUCUUUUGGACAUUGGCUCAAAUAAGAUCAUAGGCCUAAGCAGGAAAAACAACAAACAACAGUGAUGAUUUUAUUGCAUUCCUGUUGGUAUUUGUACUGUACUAUGUUCUCUGUGACCAUGUGGAAAUGGAAGAAAAUAUGCAAUUACUUUAAAAAAAUUCCGACAGCAUUUUGUAAAUAAAAGGCAGUUACCUCAGGCAUAGCUGCCAAUUUAU